This is a messenger RNA of Cladophialophora immunda, 3981 nucleotides long. RefSeq lists its product as uncharacterized. Gene Ontology annotation, biological process: protein sumoylation. Lineage: Eukaryota; Fungi; Ascomycota; Eurotiomycetes; Chaetothyriales; Herpotrichiellaceae. The transcript has a single exon. The record is from RefSeq and is a predicted model, not a curated record. Gene Ontology annotation, molecular function: zinc ion binding; SUMO ligase activity. Bases 590 to 3085 code for a protein of 831 amino acids.
CGCACUGACUUGCCGCUAAAAACUCUGCAUGGUCCAGAAUUUCCUGCGUCGAAGUCUCUUCAUCCACCUGCUCCCCAGCGCCUCUACGAUUCCUCUGCAACCUCACCCUCCUCCUCCGUUCCUCACCCGGGGCUCGCCCUCUUUCUCUUUCACCACCUCCUGCGCAGACAUUUCCAGACGCUGGAUCUCCUGCGCAUUCACCACUGCAAGUCUGUCUCCUCCACGUCCACCGCAUGUCGCCGCAGCCUCGUUUGCGAGCCGUCAAUCCCGUCUUCGUGGAUCCUUGACCGCAACGGAUGCUCAACCGCUUUCGUCACCGUUUCCUUCCAGACCCGACAUCAAUUCCGUGUCUGCGAGACACGACCUUUGUACAUAGAUAACCAUCCCAUCAUUCAAUUUGGCGACUUCCCCGCUUGCUUGUCCUCCGAGAUGCAGUUUAGUUUGACGUUUGAUUGCCGCUGAAGUCUAGUCGGUGCCUCAGCCAAACGUGCGCGCCAACCUCAACCCUACUCUUGAUCCUGCAAACCUGAAUAACCUCCAACUUCUUGCUAUCGCCCGAAUUACCCCGUUGGCUUUGCCAUCAUCGUGAAUGGCCGACAAUGCUGACCCCACUCCCAUCAAGUCGACUCGCCGACGCGGCAGAGCGACCCCGAAGUCCCAGCGACGGCUGCCGCCCAAAUCUCGCUCGCCUUUACGGGAACCAUCUUUCGAUGGAGACACCAUCGAGGUGUUACCUUAUCUGGGCCCUAGUUCUGGCUCACCAGCCACAUCGACUGCUGUGUCGACCGUCUUAGGUUCCAGGAACGGAUCGACGCCGACACAGUCCCUAGAGUGUCAUUCCCAGAAUAAGCGGAAGGAUUCUUCUACCCCUGUCACGGAAGGGAGUGCAUACGGCCGCAGCCGUUCGACCUCUACAAACAAAUGUACACAAGCAGCUUUCCCAGAGAAUACGGCGGGUAUCAUUCCGCAAGGGGAAUUAGCACCAUCCACAAAGCAUGCUCCUGACAACUUCAGUGCCCCGAGUUCAGAGCCAACGCCAGCAUUUCAAACUCCAGCUACGCAUGGCCUUCUGCGGGCAGGACCGAGGCCGAUGUCGAGAGCUCUCGACAUGUCUAGCCGUGCAACGCUGCCAGCUUCGGCUAAAGGAACCCAAGAGACAAGUUGUUGGGAUCUAGCAGGGCAGAAUAGGGAGCGGAACGACUUGGCACCACCGUCAAAUAUCCGUGGAGGGGGCAAUCUUCGAGCAAGACUGUCAACCCUUGUUGAGAUGAACACUGUGUCUUCCAAUGUCGCUCCUCUCCCCCGAGCGAAUCGCGGAUUGCCCCUGCCCGUGUCUACGCUUGCCCAGUCUUUGUCUCCAACCCUGCCUCCAGAGCGGCUGACUUCCUCAGCUGGCGCAGGAAAGCGGAGGAUUGACACGGACGCGUCCCAUGAGCGAGCACUCCGUUCCAGGACUGUUUUCCAACAAGUAGAGUCUUCAGGGCGUGUACUAACACAGAACGCCUCCCCAGCCGUGUCAAGCGGCUCCGUCAGCCAACUACCAGAGUCGUCAUUCAAAGUCGAAGGACUCCGUCCACCUGCUCCAGUUGAGCUGAAGGCUGAGCUGAGGCUAUCUUCUCCUACCAUGCAGAAGGCGCCCUUUUCCCACCUUUCUAGCAACCGCCCUGGUAAUCUGGACAUGUUACAGACGUCCUCGCGCGGCUUUCUUGAGCGAGAAACGAAAGGGUCGAGUGGCAGUCGCACGUCUACUGCGCAAGUUCCCGACGCCCAUAUGGCGAGCCAGCUUCCCGCAACCCCAACUCACCGUACGAGUACCACGCCCUCUCAUGCCCUGCCUUCCACCCUGUCUCUUCAAAGCCCUAUGGUCCAAGAGUCGGUUGCUCCUCCCGGCGUUCAACAAACAGCCUCCGCCCGACAGGCACAGCAAGUAGCCCAACCUUCCCAGAGCCUCACACCAGCACCACUGCCCCAACUCCAGAGCGGUUACCAGCAGCCAAACGCCAUGGAUCACAUUACAUCUUGGCCAAUAGCAGCUGGACAGCAGCUCUCGAUAACCCCCGCGCAAUCUUCAAGCACGAUGCAAGCUACGACUGAUUCACAGAAUGUAGCUCCACACACGGAACCUCCCACUUAUGAAUUUGUCGAGGACUCUGUGGUGCUCGGGGAAUGUGUUCACGUAGAUUCCCCCAUAAUCAAAUGGAACGUGAACAUUUCACAAGAGCAUUGGGUGCGAAGGGUAACCACUCCGUCCACAAUAGGACAAACCAGUCCUAGAGAAGGUGAUGCCCCAACCAGCGUGCGGUUCCGGUUGAGGUCAGUUGUUGUCGAUAUGAGGGGGAGAGAACUCUUUACCCCUACCGAGUUAGAAUUCUCUGCUCGGCCCACCAAGUGGCCAUCGAUGGUGUCUAUAGUCAUAAAUGACUCAGACGUCGAUUUGAGACGCGGCGGGGACAGCGGUGCAGACUCGGUUGCAGAUGUGACCGAUCUGCUGCGAGAGGGCAACAACGAGGUCGAAGUGAAUGCUUUGUUUCGCCCGGCGGAAAAAGAAUCAGGUUGUGCGUAUCUAAUGGCGGUCGAGAUCGUCUGCAUGGCCAGUUACGACCAGAUCGAGGCCAUGGCAACACGAAUUUCCACGACAGAUGUUCUGAGAGCAAUCACCGAUUCCAUGAAGAGCCGAAAUGGUAGCCUUGACACUCAGUCGGUCAUCGCUAUCAACGUAAUAGACCCGCUCACGUUUCGGGUGUGGAGGACACCUGUUCGAGGCAAAGAGUGUCGACACCGGGAAUGUUUCGACCUGAAAGGAUUCCUGUCCCGCGGCCGAGAAGGCGUCAACCAUGGUGGUCUGACGGAUCCAAACCGAUGGAACUGUCCCAUAUGUGGACGGGAGGCACGCCCCAAUCAGCUCGUGAUUGACGAGUUUUUGCUAGACGUACGCAAAAAUCUUUCGGAAAACAAUCGAUUAUUGUGUGCAAAGGAGAUUCUUAUCAAAGAAGAUGGCACCUGGGAGCCCGGAUUUGGGCCCUCGACCUUCGAAGAUCCGCCUCAAGGUAUGGCAGGCACAAGAAAAUCGACUCCUCCUCUGUGACUCGACCUCGGACGGCCACACCAGCACCAGCAGCAUCUCGACAUAUUGCAGCCUCGUCCACCCAUGUGAAACGCGAAGCCGAUAGUUGUCACGUAUGGGCGUUGAUGGAAGACCCAGGACACCUACAACCCGAACAAGGCGUGCAUGAUCCUCUUCACUUAUGUCAUGGAAGAACCAUGGCCCGCCUACCAAACGGUCUAGGCAAGCAUUAUUUAUUUGGCCCAACCACUCAAAUCAUCUGUACAACCUCUUGAUGUUUUCGGCGGCACACGCAAAGCUGUAUCAACAAGACUCGCUAAUAUUUAUUACGAGGUCAUGAUUUAUGACGUUCACGUUUUCAGAGUACAUUUUUUUAGUUCCCUUUUGGAUCCUUACUCAUGGGCCAGUGGUAUGCGGGAAGCUCAAUCCAAAUUGUCCUUCACUGUAUUCUAGAUACCCAUUACGCGACAAAUUUGUGCGGUUUUCUGUGCGGCCGCUUUAGUUGGCUUGAUCGUAAGGUACCGGAGGAAAAGGAAAAAGACCAGAUUUACCUGCGCGAACACCGGGAAUGGAACCUGGAUUUGGGAUACCCUGGAGUCUAGAGGUUUGUACCAUGUCGGGCAAGGGCGUUCGGACGCGGGAACCUCGCCGCGUAUCUGGAGCAGAGAAUUGAUUCUGUUGAGGGUGGGAUUUGUCGAGAUGGAGAUUCCAGCAGCUGCAGAUGCCUGCCGCCUUUGAACCAGCCGGUGCUGGUCUGGCCGGGAAAAGCAAACCCAAUCCAGAGGAGCGAGGCAAGAAAUGAUGGACCUUUCGACGACGUCGUGGUCGACAGUACCAGAAGCAGGCAGAACAUAUAAAAUCUAGUACAUAAACAUAGGUUUUUAGCUCAUGUCAGGGGCCCUUGGUCCUCCUCGACU